Messenger RNA from Dentiscutata heterogama, 301 nucleotides. NCBI's taxonomy places the organism in Eukaryota, Fungi, Glomeromycota, Glomeromycetes, Diversisporales, Gigasporaceae. The record is from the annotation of a GenBank genome assembly.
GGAUGCUUAUAAAGUUAACAGACGAGGAAAAAAUUAUUCCGUGCAAUUACAAAUGGAAAAAUUACGGAAAUGUUUAUUCUGCAAUAUUAGAUUCUGACAAAAGAGCUUAUAAAGAAUUUGUAAAAAAAGAACGACAAAAAGUAUAUACGAUGUCAUUCCCUAGAUUAUCUUUCUUUGAACUUUUGUACAAAGUAGAUAUUUCAGACUUUAACCUAUAUUCGGAAAUGACCUUAUCGGAAGUAAGGCUAUUAUCCAGUUUAUUUAUUGAUGAUGCUACUACUGUGCAUCUUCGCAAUAGUCA